Messenger RNA from Bubalus bubalis (water buffalo), 2254 nucleotides. RefSeq names its product hexosaminidase D (gene HEXD). Lineage: Eukaryota; Metazoa; Chordata; Mammalia; Artiodactyla; Bovidae. Gene Ontology annotation, molecular function: hexosaminidase activity. The transcript is spliced from 14 exons. The record is from RefSeq and is a predicted model, not a curated record. Gene Ontology annotation, biological process: carbohydrate metabolic process. Bases 611 to 2050 code for a protein of 479 amino acids.
CUCCGGGCUGGUGACCAGGCCUGAGCAAUCGGAGGUCGAGCGCCGAGCGGGGCAGGGCGGGGACCGAGCGCGGACCUGGCUUGCUUCCCGCGGCGCACCUGCUUUGGCCGUACCCUGCCUCCCCUGACCUCCGCGGAACCUGACGAGCCUCCGAACCUUCCACAAAAGUGUGUCCUUGCCCUGUCGUGCGUGCUCUACCGGGGUCUCCAACUCCUCCUAAAGUCUCGAAGCCUUCUCCCCGCGGUGUCCAAGCCCUCCUCCCAGGGUCUCCCACCCUCUCCAGUGGGAUUUCCAACGCUCCUCUCCCUGGGCCCAUACCACACCUGAGUGCACUGGGUCCUGUUGGUGCUUAGUAUCUGAGGCCUGCUGUUUAGUUUACAACAUUCAGUUUCCCGUCCAGUGGGCAAGAAGUAAGAUCUUAACCAGUCCUGUCAAGAUACCUAAGAUUCUGAAUGAGUGGAAUUAACAGUGAGGUUCAUUCAUAAGGAUUAAGUGUGAAGAAGGUUUUGCAGCAACUUACUUUGGUAAACAACUCUGAAUGUGUCUGAAUCAGGAAGAAGUGCCCAGAAAAGAGAUUUUUUAGUUAUAUGACUUCUCAAAAAAUAGUGAGAUGUCGGAUUCCUCACCAUUUAAGAUGCGACUAGUUCAUCUGGACCUGAAAGGAGCCCCACCAAAGGUCUGCUACCUCUCGGAGAUUUUCCCCCUGUUCCGUGCCCUGGGUGCAAAUGGCAUUCUCAUUGAGUAUGAAGACAUGUUUCCCUACGAGGGCCACCUGAGGCUGCUGAGGGCCAAGCAUGCAUACAGCCCUUCGGAAAUCAAAGAGAUCCUGCACCUGGCCACACUGAAUGAGCUGGAGGUCAUUCCCUUGGUGCAGACAUUUGGGCACAUGGAGUUUGUGCUGAAGCAUGAGGCUCUCACUCACCUCCGGGAAGUGGCACGUUUCCCCAACACCCUGAACCCCCACAAAGAGGAGUCCGUGGCACUGGUCAGAGCCAUGAUCGACCAGGUGAUGGAGCUGCACCCGGGCGCCCGGUGGUUCCACGUCGGCUGCGAUGAGGUCUACUACCUUGGAGAGGGUGAGACCUCAAGACAGUGGUUGCAGCAGGAGCCCAACAGCAAAGCAAAGCUGUGUCUGUCCCACAUGGAGGCGGUGGCCAGCCACGUGCGGGCCCGGUACCCCACUACAACGCCCCUGAUGUGGGAUGACAUGCUGCGGGACAUCCCAGAGGACCAGCUCUCAGGGUCAAGGGUGCCGCAGCUGGUGGAGCCUGUGCUUUGGGACUAUGGGGCCGACCUGGACCUCCACGGGAAAGCGCUCCUUGUGGAGAAGUACCAGAAGAGCGGCUUCUCCUGGCUCUGGGCCGCCAGCGCCUUCAAGGGGGCCACAGGAGUGAACCAGAGCCUGACCCCUAUUGAGCACCACCUCAGAAACCACCUGCAGUGGCUGCAGGUGGCGGGCAGUGUGCCAGCGGACACGCUGCGGGGCAUCAUCCUGACUGGCUGGCAGAGGUAUGACCACUUCUCUGUGCUGUGCGAGCUGCUGCCCGUGGGAAUCCCGUCCCUGGCCGUCUGUCUGCAGGCACUGCUGCACGGAGACUUUGCUGAAAAUGUCAAAGCAAGAGUGGAGAACUUUCUUGGGAUUUCGAGCCUAGAGGAAAUGAGUUUUAGGAGUGAGGGCGCCGGCUCCUUCCCUGGCAGCGACAUUCUGGCCCUCGUCACACAAGUCAGCCUCCACCUGUGCAGCUCCGUGGACGCGCUGCUGGAGAGGGACAGGUAUGUGACCGGCUGGUUCAGCCCCUACCAUCGCAGGAGGAAGCUCAUCCACCCCGUCAUGAUCGAGCACAUCCAGCCCCAGGCACUCAGUCUCCUGGCCAGGUGGAACGCCCUCGCAGGGGAGCUGGCGGCUGCCCUGCAGCGCGUCUUCUACCCGGACACGGUGGAGGAGUGGCUGGAGGAGAACAUGCACCCCAGCCUGCGGCGGCUGCAGGCUCUUCUACAGGACCUGGGUGAAGCGGCCAGCCCCAGGCAGGACUCAGGUCAGGACCCCUGAGGGGAGAGGCCAAGCACAGGCUUUCAGCAGCCCUGCACCCCUGUCUAGCUGCACCCAGCCCCAAGUGCCACUCCUGAGUCCUGGACAGCCGUGCCAGUGGGCAGCACUCAGAGUAAAUAUGGAAGGAAAAGGCCUUCUGGGCCUAUGCAGUGAUCAGCAUUAGAACUUUCUUUUGAAAUAAAAGAGAGUGGAAUCCAGAAAUCA